Sporothrix schenckii 1099-18 is the source of this 321-nucleotide messenger RNA. RefSeq lists its product as uncharacterized. NCBI's taxonomy places the organism in Eukaryota, Fungi, Ascomycota, Sordariomycetes, Ophiostomatales, Ophiostomataceae. Bases 1 to 321 code for a protein of 106 amino acids. The transcript has a single exon. The record is from RefSeq and is a predicted model, not a curated record.
AUGUGGAAAGUCGCACACAGCAUGACGAGCCGUCACCAUGUUCCCCUGGCUGGAAAUCAACGGCGACGACAGUGGCUGCGACGCUGCGACGCUGCGACUCGUGUGACUCGCAACUCCAUGCUGGGUACGACAUACAUUAAACAGGACACCAAAAGAAGCGCCGGAGGAGCAGCAGGCGUACAUCGUAGUCAAAAGUGUGCGAGAAGGAACAGGGACCCGGAUGAAGGCAUGAGUAAGGGAGACGAUUCCACCUCGGGCAAAGCAAAGGUCAGGGGCGGAAGACCCAACCCAGCCUUGUGGACGUCCUCAGGGCGGAGGUAA